This is a messenger RNA of Beauveria bassiana ARSEF 2860, 2247 nucleotides long. Its product is annotated as C6 transcription factor, putative. NCBI's taxonomy places the organism in Eukaryota, Fungi, Ascomycota, Sordariomycetes, Hypocreales, Cordycipitaceae. The coding region runs from base 1 to 2247 and encodes 748 amino acids. The transcript has 6 exons. The record is from RefSeq and is a predicted model, not a curated record. Gene Ontology annotation, molecular function: DNA binding; DNA-binding transcription factor activity, RNA polymerase II-specific; zinc ion binding. Gene Ontology annotation, biological process: regulation of DNA-templated transcription; DNA-templated transcription.
AUGUAUUUCGGAAGAGAGUGUAGCCGAGCGGCUGAAGGCUCGGGAACUGAAGGAGACUAUGGCAAUGCCGGACUAGAUUCCCAUAACCGCGCUAUCGCAUUUACACUUUGGCCAUCAUCGCUCACAACUUUGUGUCGAUUAUUGUCUCACGGGAUGAGUGCAGACAACCCACGUCCGCUCUGGCCGGCGUUGUACCCGGCUGCAUCUCACAGGGACUCGUCAACACCCAAACAAAGGCCGCACAAAGCCUGGCCCUUGGUUAAAAAGGUUACGCGCAAGAGUAUCGCCGUUGCAGCGUGCGAGUCGUGUCGCACACGUAAAGUAAAGUGCAAUGCGCAGCGUCCGGCGUGCUCGGCGUGUCAAAAACGAAACGUGCGCUGCCAUUACGAUGCGGAUCCGUCUGAAACGCCCGGGCAGGCACUGAAGAGAAAGUACAGCCAGCUACAAGAGUCGUCAUCGUCUUCGACCGACAAAAUCUAUAAAAUUCUGCAGAUGCGGUCUGAAGAUGAGGCUCUGGACGUCUUCCACCGCAUACGGCGUGGUGCCGACCCGGACUCGAUACUUCGACUCAUCGAAAACGCCGACGUGAUGAUUGAUCUUGCUGUGGCACCCGAAACGAGGUUACGGUUUGACUUUCCGUACAUUGCCUCUAUGCCACGCUAUCUUUACGCGGCUAGCAAUACUUAUCUCCAGUCUCCCAUCUACGAUUACGCUUUUGGUGACGAGAGCCGUCAGCAGCGUGCUAUAAAUGCGCCAGCUGGCCAGGUUCUCAAACAAAGUAUACCAUUUCUUCGGCCGUACCAUGCUGCUACCGUCAUCGAUCCGAGGCUGAGCAAGGUUAAGCCCUCGGACUGGACUGUGGUGUCGGAAAAUGACCACCUCAUGCGAACAAUGUUGCAACACUUCUUCAUGUACGAGUAUCAAUGGCACGCCAGCUUCCAAAAAGAUUGCUUCUUGGAUGACAUGGUUUCGGGGGAUCGACAAUUUUGCUCGCCUCUUCUUGUCAACUCCAUUCUGGCCCACGCCUGCCACAGUGCCACUGAACAUCCAAAUCGGGCAGAGUACUGGAAUCCUCGUACAUUGGGAUACCUGUUCAUGGCUGAAGCCAAACGUCUGUGGGACAUGGAAGCCGGCAAUGUGAGAUUGACAACUGUGCAAGCCGGACCAAUCCUCUAUCUCGCGCAUGCAAUCUGCGGGUCAGACAAGAUCGGCAGAGCAUACCUGGUUCAGUCGGUGGCCAUGGCGGAGAAGCUUGCAAUCUCCAAGCUCGACAAGAAUCGUGUGAGCGGCAAGGCCCAGGAUGCAAGAGACUUCACCGCGUGGGCGAUAUUCAUCUCCCAAAUUCACAAUGAGUGGUACUUUCAGGACAGACCACUCCUGGAUGAGAAGCCCGAAGUUCCUUUGCCCGAUCCAAACGACAACCAAGAUUGGUUUGGAGAGUUUUGGCUCAAGUAUCCCUCCAGCGAUGACUUGUAUCCCGCUCACUUUGGCGCAUCAUUCAGAGGUCAUGCUCUUCUUAGCGUCAUCUUCAACGAUAUUGCGCGCAAACACUACCGUGGCCAAGAGCACAAACCGGUCUUUUCUCUUCGCGAUAUCCUGAGCUACUACAAAAUACUGGAGAACUGGUUCGACAGCCUGCCACUGCCGUUGACACCGAAAAACAUCAUCUUCCCCGUGCACUUGAAGCUACAACUCAUGGUCGCUGCAGACAAAUUACAACAGCAGUCCAUCUGCUCCAUUCUGGACCGGUGGACGGCGGAAAGCACUGCACGACAGCUGCUGUCGGAGGCGAUUGCCUCACUCGAGACCCUGAUUCGGCUAUACUACAUGCGGCACAGCUUCGAGCGCUUGGAUACUUUUAUUGUUCAGCCGCUCGCCGAACUUGCCAUGAUCCGUCAAACGGACACUGGCGAUGGCAACAUACUCGACACGGAAUCGGUGCAGUCGACAGUGGUGCUCUGCGCGCAGGGAUUCCGUGACCAGGGACGAAACCAUUACCUCGGGCAAGCGUUAUUUCAUCUGACGAGGAACAGCGUGCGUCCCAAGACUCGAGCACUGAUUGACAGAUAUCUGUACGCGGGCCCCCAGGUUCAGGUGCCUUUGACGCCAGUGUUGGCUCAAGAGGUCCACUCCAAUUGGCCCUUGAAUAUCAUAGAUGCCUCGGAAAACCCGAAGAAUCAGCGACUUAGUGAUGUUCUCAAAAAUCUUGAGAAAAUAACGCUGAAUUCCUCCGCCGAAGCGUCCUAA